AUUGAAUUAGUUUAAAAUAAACGGUGUGUCACGUACGGAGCACGUUCGUGUUUUUAGGCACCGAAAGAUUUUAACGUAUAUUACAGAAUGUCUGCAGAUUACCGAUAAAACUCAAGCACAAUAACGUUAUGUGUAAAUAACGCUGCGCUCGUGGCGAGUACAGUGAGAAACGCGCAUGCGUGCUGCGAGCUUGGGACGCAGUUAUAAGUUGUAGUGUGCUAAUGGUCUGUUAGCCUUCACUGACACACACUGACACACCGAAGCGGACACAUUAACUGAGUGCUGUGUGUAUGUGUGGAGCAGAGUGGAGUGGUGUGGAACAGGUGCUACGCACCUCAGAAACAGAAGAACAGGUGGCGGGGGAAUGAGUGGGCGGCGGGGGGUCCGUGGGGGGCCAGAGCCCCCCAUGCUAAGGCGGCUGAUCGAGAUUCCUGCUCCAGUGCUGACUCGGCACCAACUGAAGCGUCUGGAGGAGCAUCGUUACAGUAGCGCUGGAAAAUCACUGCUCGAACCCAUAAUGCAAUGCUACUGGGAGUGGCUGGUGGGCUGCAUGCCCCCAUGGAUCGCACCCAACCUCAUCACCAUCAUCGGCCUCGCCACCAAUGCCUUCACCACGCUUGUGCUCAUCUAUUAUUGUCCCACUGCAACGGAACAGGCUCCACUGUGGGCAUACCUGUUAUGUGCCGUUGGUUUGUUUGUGUAUCAGUCUCUGGAUGCAAUUGAUGGGAAACAGGCCCGGCGCACUAACAGCUCUUCACCACUAGGGGAGCUGUUUGAUCAUGGCUGUGACUCUCUGUCCACAGUGUUUGUGGUGUUGGGUACGAGUAUAGCAGUUCAGUUGGGGACAAAUCCAGACUGGAUGUUUUUCUGCUGUUUUGCGGGAAUGUUUAUGUUUUAUUGCGCUCACUGGCAGACGUACGUUUCUGGAACACUGCGAUUUGGCAUUAUUGAUGUGACUGAGGUGCAGAUCUUCAUUAUGGUGAUGUAUUUGCUGGCUGCAGUGGGCGGAUCUGCUUUCUGGCAGGCUCUGAUCCCAGUAUUAAACAUCCAGAUGAAGAUUAUCCCAGCGUUGUGUACAUUCGUUGGUGCUGUGAUUUGCUGCACUAAUUAUUUUAGAGUCAUUUUCACAGGAGGAGUCGGAAAAAACGGGUCCACCAUCGCAGUCCAGGGCACGAGUGUGUUAUCUCCAGUCCUGCACAUAGGCUCUGUUAUAUUGCUUGCUAUGAUGAUCUAUAAAAAAUCUGCCAUCCAGCUGUUUGAGAAACAUCCCUGUCUCUACAUUCUCGCUUUUGGCUUUGUCUCUGCCAAAAUCACCAACAAACUUGUGGUCGCACACAUGACAAAAAGUGAGAUGCAUCUGCAUGACGUGGCAUUUUUGGGUCCCGGACUUUUGUUUCUCGAUCAGUAUUUCAACAGUUUCAUAGAUGAGUAUGUGGUGCUGUGGAUUGCACUGGUGCUGUCCCUGUUUGAUCUGGUGCGUUACUGUGUGAGUGUGUGUAACCAGAUCUCCUCACACCUUCAUAUCUUCAUCUUCAAAAUUAAACCAGUAACAGCUCAAUAAGACUCACACACUGCUUGUGUGUGUGUGUGUGUGUGUGUGUGUGUGUGUGUGUGUGUGUGUGUUUAAACCCAUCAGCGUGCCCAAGGAUGAACCUGAUUUACAUGGUUUAUAAAAGACAUGAUUAUAUGUUUAUGGACACUUUAACUGACCAUGAAAAAAAGUUGCUUUAUUUAAAUUAUUCUGUACUAAAUGUAAAAACUAAUGCUGUGUGUGUGUAAAAACAGGUGCUAAAACUCAUCACGUUUCUGUAAAAAGAGUUUAGAAACAAUUUUUAAAAUAAAAAAAAACGGUUAGUAAAGUAAA
Messenger RNA from Tachysurus fulvidraco (yellow catfish), 1864 nucleotides. RefSeq names its product choline/ethanolamine phosphotransferase 1b (gene cept1b). Lineage: Eukaryota; Metazoa; Chordata; Actinopteri; Siluriformes; Bagridae. Gene Ontology annotation, cellular component: Golgi apparatus; endoplasmic reticulum membrane. Gene Ontology annotation, molecular function: ethanolaminephosphotransferase activity; diacylglycerol cholinephosphotransferase activity. Gene Ontology annotation, biological process: phosphatidylethanolamine biosynthetic process. The transcript is spliced from 10 exons. The record is from RefSeq and is a predicted model, not a curated record. Bases 365 to 1561 code for a protein of 398 amino acids.